UAGAUAAUAUAGAUAGCGAGCACAUGUUAGUUCGCACCUCCGUGAUGCUUAUAUAUAAUAAUAUUUAUGGUGAUGACGAGGGUUGACUGAUGAAGUUUAGUGAUGAAUGAAUCUUGCUCUGAGUCUUAAGUGUUGACGGUGUAGAUUUAAGGACAGUCGAUGUUAUGAAAACUAAUUAAAAUGGAUAACCAAUGUAUUCAAUUCCAACACAGUACAAAGAAUAAACUUUUCAAUACUAAAAAGAGGCCUCUACAAUAUGAAGAAUGUUACAAACACAAAAAAAUUAAAUCACAAGAAAUUAACUAUAAAUCAGAUGUUGAUAUUGUUACAUUAUUUAAAUUAGAGUUGGAAAGAAUUUUAAUAAAUUCUAAUGUAUUAAACACAACUAUAACAGACAUCCUACCUUAUGGAUCAAGAAUUUCAGGUCUUAACAUUACUGACAGCGAUGUUGACUUUAAUAUAAGCUAUGUUUCAAAAACACCAGCCAAAAAAGUGAUAAAAUCAUUUGCUAAUAAACUUCGUCAAAGUCAAGUAUUUAUUAAGGUUUUUCCUUUAAUCUGUGCUAAAAUACCUAUUAUAAAAUGCACUCAUAAAAAUACAGGUAUUAAUUGUGAUAUAUCGUUUAAUAAUAUCAGUGCAGUUCAUAACUCUCAUCUUCUCAAUCACAUUUUAAGUAUAGACUGUCGUAUUAAACCAGUUUUAAUGAAGUUAAAGAUAUGGGCUAAAAAUAUUGGACUUAUUAAUACAAAUGGAUUUUCUAGUUACUCAUUCUAUUGGCUUGGAUUAUUCAUCAUGCAAGUCUUAGGAUUAUUGCCAGCUAUUCGUGAUCUACAAAAAUCUGUUCCAGAAAUUCUUGUUGAUCAAUGGAAUUGUGCAUUUUCCAAAAAACUACAAGAAUAUAUUAUUAACAAACAAGAAACUCUAAGUGAAAGUGAAAUAUUAAAUUUUUUCUAUAAAUAUUAUUCAAAUUUUGAUUUUAAUAAAUUUGUGAUAAGUCCAUACACUGGUUAUCCAUUACUUAAAAAGGAUUUUGAAAAUAUAGAACAACUUCCAGAUGAACUAUGGAGGUAUAAACAAUUUCAUAAAGAAAAUAAGGAAUGCCAGAAAUUAUUAUUUUUGGGUUCUUGUCAAUUUAAAAUGUACACUCAAGAUCCAUUUCAACAUAAUGUAAAUAUUACAGCAAGAGUGACUCCUAAAAUAUUUGAAAAAUUUAUUAAUGCUUGUGUAGAAUUAAAAACUAUACAGAAAGCAAAAAACAACACAAGUUUAGAUUUAACUUUAACUUCACAGAGAUAAAAUAACUAUACUACAUUUAUAUUAUUGUAUUAUAAGCAUUUGUUAAUGCUUAAAAUAAUUUGUGUUAUUUUAAACAAAUAUUUUUUAAUAAAUUGAUGACUCUUCUAAAUUAAUUUUUCAAUGUAAAUAUCUAUAAAACCAUAAGUUGAAAAAAUUUUUUUUAUUUUAGUUUAUUUAUAAAUAUUAAAUAAAUUAAAAUUGAAUCACUAUUAUUUGUAUUCAACUAAGAUCUAUUUUAAUUCUAUAUAUUUAAUUUGUAGUUCUGAGAUUCCUCACCUAAGUUAAAUGUUUUCAAGUAUAAAAAUAUUUUCAAGUAUUUAAAUUUCCACAAUUAUUUGUAAUGAGUACAAAGAUUAUAAAUAUUAAUUUAAAAGUUAAUGUUUUAUUAUGCAAAAGAAAACAAUAUAUUCAAAUUAUAAAUGUAAUUCAAAUUUGUAAGCAUACCAUGGAUAAUUAAAUUGUGAAGCUUGGUAUGUAAGUUUUUUUUCGUGUACCAUUCAAAAUAAUUUGUUAUUUGUUAAACCUUUAGUGUUUAGUAAUCUUUAUCUAUUAGGUAUUGUAUGGUUCACCUGUAUAACAUAAAGAUGAAUAAAUAACAAUUCAUCAUUAAGUAAACAAUGAUUAAAUAUUUAAAUUGUUAUAAAUAAAAAGUAUAACUCAAUAAGAAUUGAGAAAAAAAUA
Molecule: messenger RNA, 1977 nt
Organism: Rhopalosiphum padi (bird cherry-oat aphid)
Lineage: Eukaryota; Metazoa; Arthropoda; Insecta; Hemiptera; Aphididae
Product: terminal uridylyltransferase Tailor-like
Exons: 5
Coding region: 181-1296 (371 amino acids)
Molecular function (GO): RNA uridylyltransferase activity
Source: RefSeq, a predicted model, not a curated record